GACCGCGACGACUGGGAGAGCGGCCUGAAGGCCAUGGAGUGCGCCCUGCACCUGGAGAAGAGCGUGAACCAGUGCCUGCUCGACCUGCACCAGCUGGCCACCGACAAGAACGACGCCCACCUGUGCGACUUCCUGGAGAGCCACUACCUGCACGAGCAAGUCAAGUCCAUCAAAGAGCUGGGGGGCUAUGUCAACAGCCUGUGCAAGAUGGGGGCCCCGGAUGCCGGCAUGGCAGAGUACCUCUUUGACAAGCUCACCCUGGGCGACAGCGACAAAAAGAACUGAGUUGGGACUGUUUCCCCUAUAGCCCAGGGUGCAUGGUGACUUUCCCUGAUCACCAUGCCGAGCAUGCAUAUUGCAGCAUUGCCUUUGCAAAACGUUCCAGUUUUUUUCUUCCAGUU
Molecule: messenger RNA, 401 nt
Organism: Leptonychotes weddellii (Weddell seal)
Lineage: Eukaryota; Metazoa; Chordata; Mammalia; Carnivora; Phocidae
Source: RefSeq, a predicted model, not a curated record